CAACCAGAAAAAAUAAUCGCAAUUGUUCCGAGCGCCCAUUUGACUUGUGUUUAGAAUUAAACAUUGUCGGAAUAACUGCAUGCAAUUUGCCCUGUUCUGCUAAAGAAAUUUACCGUUUUUUCGCUGACAGUGCAAAAACGUUGACCAUUCAGAGCGAAGCUCCGUUUUCAAAAUGUCCGAAUUAUCCUGGGACAGUGGGGAACCAGCAAAAUACCCACAGUCCUCGUACAAGCAAAGCUUUAAUUCCUACGAACGUGACGAAUAUUCACGUGGACGUCGAAGCGGCGAUAAUCGCGAAAACUACAGCAACAAGCGUCGCAAUAAUUAUUAUGAUCACGAUGCCAGCUCUGGGAAGAGUACAGCCCACGCCUUCAUUGAGUCGCUUAAGAUUCCAAGCCAAAUGGUGGGGCGCAUUAUUGGUCGCGGGGGCUCGAAUAUAAUACGCAUUCAGAACGAUUACUCCGUCCACAUCAAUGUUGAUAAGGUCGAGCUGAUUGUCACAGUCUCCGGCAACUUUGGAAAAAACGUUAGCGAUGCUAUCAACGAGCUGCGCAAGCAAGUCAACAGCGAUGGCGGCGGCGGCCGAGAGAGAUCAUAUGGCGGCGAUGUUGGAGGAGGCUAUAGUCGCUCUAGCGGAGACAAUAAUCGAUAUGGAGCAGCUAGUGAUGGAUCUGGCGUUUCCAGCUAUGAUUUUACACCGGCGCCACCGAUGGAAAUUCCAGAAUGUGGCGAUCUGACCGGCAUUAUCGAUUGGGAGGCACUGAACAAAGCCUCGGAAAAAGCACAAGUCGAACGCUGGGCCAAAUGCCCACCAUUGACGAAGAACUUCUACAAGGAGUGGCCCGAGGUGGCCCAAUUGUCGGAUGCCGAAGUGGCACGCAUUCGCAGCAAUAACAACAACAUCAGCGUUGCGCACGUGUUCGAGGCGAAGGAGGGAGAAACUUUGCCAGCAAUUCCGAAUCCCGUGUGGAGUUUCGAGCAGUGCUUUGACGAGUAUCCCGAUCUGCUAGCCGAAGUGCAGAAGCAGGGUUUCGCGAAGCCCUCGCCCAUCCAGUCGCAGGCCUGGCCAAUUCUGCUCAAGGGCCACGACAUGAUUGGCAUUGCCCAGACAGGCACCGGUAAAACGCUCGCUUUCCUGCUGCCCGGCAUGAUUCACACCGAGUACCAAAGCACGCCACGCGGCACACGCGGUGGUGCCAAUGUCUUAGUCCUGGCGCCCACUCGCGAACUGGCUCUCCAGAUCGAAAUGGAGGUGAAAAAGUAUUCUUUUCGCAAUAUGAAAGCUGUUUGCGUCUAUGGCGGCGGCAGUCGUCAAAUGCAAAUUUCCGAUGUGGAACGCGGCGCAGAGAUUAUAAUCUGUACGCCGGGUCGCCUAAAUGAUCUGGUGCAGGCGGGCGUUAUCAAUGUGUCGACAAUUACGUAUCUGGUGCUGGACGAGGCGGAUCGUAUGCUCGACAUGGGCUUCGAGCCGCAGAUACGCAAGGUUCUGCUCGACAUUCGCCCGGACAGGCAGACAAUAAUGACGUCGGCCACCUGGCCGCCGGGUGUGCGUCGUCUUGCCCAGAGCUACAUGAAGAAUCCCAUACAGGUGUGCGUGGGCUCUUUAGACUUGGCGGCCACCCACUCUGUGCAGCAGGUGAUCGAACUGCUGGAUGAUGAAAGGGACAAGUUCGCAGCGCUCAGAUCGUUUGUGAAGAACAUGGCCAAAUCGGACAAAAUCAUUGUAUUCUGCGGCCGCAAGGCACGCGCCGAUGAUCUAUCCAGUGAUCUAACCCUGGACGGAUUCGACACGCAAUGCAUUCACGGCAAUCGUGAGCAGAGAGAUCGGGAGCAGGCUAUUGCCGAUAUUAAAUCGGGCAUAGUACGGAUUCUGAUUGCAACAGAUGUGGCCUCACGUGGUCUGGACAUUGAGGACAUAACGCAUGUUAUCAACUAUGACUUUCCGCGCAACAUUGAGGAGUAUGUACAUCGUGUGGGUCGCACGGGCCGAGCUGGACGCCGGGGCACCUCUAUUAGCUUCAUUACACGCGAAGACUGGGCUAUGGCCAAGGAGCUGAUUACGAUUUUAGAAGAGGCCGACCAGGAAGUGCCCGAGCAGCUGCGGCGCAUGUCCGAGCGCUUUGCGGCCAUGAAGGAACGUCGCGCUGCUGAAGGCGGCGGCAGUGGCGGAAGAGGACGUGGCUUUGGUGGUGGAGGCCACGGGGGUGGACGUCGUGAUCGUUAUUAAACUUUUUAACAAACUUUGUAUUCUGCCAUGAAGGACAUAAACAAUUUAGUUGUAAUCCAAAAAGGACAACGCACUGAAGCGCUUGAAUUUAUAGUUUACGCAGAAGCUAUCA
Drosophila grimshawi is the source of this 2339-nucleotide messenger RNA. RefSeq names its product probable ATP-dependent RNA helicase DDX43. Gene Ontology annotation, molecular function: ATP binding; RNA binding; RNA helicase activity. Bases 173 to 2227 code for a protein of 684 amino acids. Lineage: Eukaryota; Metazoa; Arthropoda; Insecta; Diptera; Drosophilidae. The record is from RefSeq and is a predicted model, not a curated record. The transcript is spliced from 5 exons.